CAGCGAAAAACAACGCGUAGAAGAUGCGCGAAUUGCGUCGGAAGGAAAAUUUUCUAACUAAAUCAAGUGCAUAAUACAACACACAUAUAUCCAACCGAUCCCAACCGAGGCGACGUAGCCGACAGUUGCCCGCCGACAUUGCCCAGUGCAGAAUCUCGAGCGUAGAGCGUAGACACCUGUCACCGGGAGCAGCAUUACAUAAAAACCAAAACAAAGAAACCCAAGGCAGGAAAGUCGAACACCGGACAGGGAAAAAAAUCCAAAACACAGGCACAUAUAAGAUAUAUACACGGCGAAAUAGGAAAAAUCGGAAAUAGAACCCACUAGGAAUCCGGAUCAGGAUUAGGCUAAAACCCAGCACAAGAUGUCGUACCGCGGCAUGCUGAGCGGCAGCUCAGAGGACUCCCUUAGGCCAGUCCCGGAUGCUGACUCCUUCGAUGGCUCAGUGAUGUCCCACCACAAACCCAGCAAGCAUCCCAUUGUGAGGUCUCCCAGCGGCAGGUGCACCUCCUGUGCCAUGAACACGGGGCUGCCGGCGGUGGGUGGCAGUGGAGCCAGCCGGAGUUUAAGCCGCUGCACAUGUGAUCGCCAGGACUCCCCGGUGGAUGAAAAGGCCGAGUCCGAUGUGGAGCUGACCAACGAGAUCUCGGCACCAUAUGAGGUGCCACAGUUUCCCAUUGAACAGAUUGAAAAGAAGCUGCAGGUCCAGCGACAUCUCAAUGAAAAGCAGGCAACAGGAUCCCGACCCGUGUCCGCUGCCCCACACGUUCCCUACGUACACAGGGAAUCCUCCAGCAGCGAGGGACCCGAGUCCAUGAUCGAAAUGGAAAAGACCGAUGCGGACAUCAACUUCCAGCGUGUCUCCAUUUCCGGCGAGGAUACCAGCGGCGUUCCUCUGGAGGAUCUGGAGCGUGCCUCGACUUUGCUGAUUGAGGCUCUGCGUCUGCGCAGCCGCUACAUGGCCAUGUCGGAUCAGUCGUUUCCCUCGACCACGGCCAGAUUCCUCAAGACAGUGCGGCUCAAGGAUCGUAUAGACAAUGUGCCAGCCAAGGUGGUUUCGGACAUCAUUCGCAAAAUGAGUGUAGCCCCCAUACAAGAUGUUCACGCGAAGCCAUCCUUGAAGACGCUGACGGAUCCUUGGAAUGUCGAGUUUCCACCAGACGAGAAUUUUGUGAUCAAGCCUGUGAACGGAGUGUUUCACAUUUAUGCGGACGAGGAGGAGAAGAACGAGAUCAUCUUCGAAUACCCGGAUAUGAGCCAGUUUGUGAAUGACAUGCAGGUCAUGUGCAAUAUGAUUGCCGAUGGGCCACUCAAGUCUUUCUGCUAUCGCCGCCUGUGCUACCUGUCGUCCAAGUACCAGAUGCACGUGCUCCUCAACGAGCUGCGUGAGCUGGCCGCCCAGAAGGCUGUGCCGCAUCGCGAUUUCUACAAUACCCGCAAGGUGGACACCCACAUCCAUGCCGCCUCCUGCAUGAACCAGAAGCAUCUGCUGCGCUUCAUCAAGAAGACGCUGAAGAACAAUGCCAACGAGGUGGUAACCCACACCAAUGGCCAGCCAAUGACCCUGGCCCAGGUCUUCCAAUCGAUGAACCUGACCACCUAUGACCUAACCGUGGACAUGCUGGACGUGCAUGCAGAUCGGAAUACGUUCCAUCGUUUCGACAAGUUCAACUCCAAGUACAAUCCGAUCGGCGAGUCCCGGCUCCGGGAGGUGUUCCUCAAGACGGACAACUAUCUGAAUGGCAAGUACUUUGCCCAGAUCAUUAAGGAAGUGGCCUUCGAUCUGGAGGAGUCCAAGUAUCAGAACGCCGAGCUGCGCCUGUCCAUCUAUGGCAAGUCACCGGAUGAGUGGAACAAGCUGGCCCGCUGGGCCAUUGACAAUGAUGUCUAUAGCUCGAAUAUCCGUUGGCUGAUCCAGAUACCGCGUCUUUUCGAUAUCUUCAAGUCAAACAAGAUGAUGAAGUCAUUCCAGGAGAUCUUGAACAACAUCUUCCUGCCGCUCUUCCAAGCGACAGCCCGACCCAGCAAGCAUCCGGAGCUGCAUCGCUUCCUGCAGUAUGUGAUUGGUUUCGAUUCCGUGGAUGAUGAGUCCAAGCCGGAGAAUCCGCUCUUCGACAACGAUGUGUCCCGGCCAGAGGAGUGGACGUACGAGGAGAAUCCCCCCUAUGCGUAUUACAUUUACUAUAUGUACGCCAACAUGACGGUUUUGAAUAAGUUUAGGAAGGAACGCGGCAUGAACACCUUUGUGCUGCGACCCCAUUGCGGCGAGGCCGGACCCGUCCAGCAUUUGGUCUGCGGCUACCUAAUGGCCGAAAACAUCUCCCAUGGCCUGCUGCUCCGCAAGGUGCCCGUGCUGCAGUAUCUGUACUAUCUGACCCAGAUCGGAAUUGCCAUGUCGCCGCUAUCGAACAACUCGCUGUUCCUCAACUAUCAUCGUAACCCGCUGCCUGAAUAUCUGGCCCGGGGACUCAUAAUCUCCCUAUCCACGGACGAUCCCCUGCAGUUUCACUUCACCAAGGAACCCCUUAUGGAGGAGUACAGCAUUGCGGCCCAGGUGUGGAAGCUUAGCUCCUGCGAUAUGUGCGAGUUGGCCAGGAACAGCGUGAUGAUGAGCGGUUUUCCUCAUCCCAUAAAGCAACAGUGGCUGGGGCCCGUCUACUACGAAGACGGAAUCAUGGGCAACGACAUUACACGCACCAAUGUUCCCGAAAUUCGGGUAGCCUACCGCUACGAGACCCUGCUGGACGAGUUGUCCAACAUUUUCAAGGUGAACCAGACGUGCGGCGCCGCCAGCGAGCCCUCCUAGGCAGCUGCUGCUGGGUCCUGGCUUCCUGCGCUAGCUACCAACCUAUAUAUGCGAAAAUAGCUAAGGAUUAUACGGAUAUAUACGCUAGUUAUACAAAUAUAUACAAAUAUAUUCUAA
Molecule: messenger RNA, 2923 nt
Organism: Drosophila kikkawai
Lineage: Eukaryota; Metazoa; Arthropoda; Insecta; Diptera; Drosophilidae
Gene: AMPdeam
Product: AMP deaminase
Biological process (GO): AMP metabolic process; IMP salvage
Cellular component (GO): cytosol
Molecular function (GO): AMP deaminase activity
Source: RefSeq, a predicted model, not a curated record